Messenger RNA from Plasmopara halstedii, 258 nucleotides. RefSeq lists its product as uncharacterized. Lineage: Eukaryota; Oomycota; Peronosporomycetes; Peronosporales; Peronosporaceae. The record is from RefSeq and is a predicted model, not a curated record. The transcript has 2 exons. The coding region runs from base 1 to 258 and encodes 85 amino acids.
AUGGACGAGCAUCAUCACUUUGAUUUUCGAGUGAAUGCGAUGGUCGUUCCACCCAUACUCUCUUAUGUGAACGGUGCUACUUUCGAGGCUCCAGGUUGGGUUUCGAGGUGGAAUACCACGUUUGUGUACGGAACAUGGUACAACUUUGGCGUUGCACUUAAGGCUGGCCCGUCAGGCAAGGGUCAUAUCAUUGAUAUGUACAUGAGCGAGGUAAUAAUGACCUUGAACACAAAACCACCCAUUCUCAGCCCAAGAUGA